Molecule: messenger RNA, 674 nt
Organism: Vicia villosa (hairy vetch)
Lineage: Eukaryota; Viridiplantae; Streptophyta; Magnoliopsida; Fabales; Fabaceae
Product: photosystem I subunit O-like
Exons: 4
Coding region: 106-516 (136 amino acids)
Source: RefSeq, a predicted model, not a curated record
CAAUAAUAAUAAUAAUUGGAACACAAAAACUACCAUCACCACUAGAUUCUUCACAUAUCUGAUUCACAUCUCUUUGCAUUGUCCACCCCAAAAUCACAUACUAGAAUGGCAACAACAUCCUUUGCAACCGUCGUAGGAAUGGGUGGUGCAUCACGUCUCACCUCAGGAUUUGUGAAACCACAAGUAACCGCUAGGAAUCCUUUGAGACAAGCUAUGGCAAGAGGAAAUGGUGGAAGAGUUACAUGCUUCCAGAGGGAUUGGCUACGGAGGGAUUUCAAUGUGAUUGGAUUUGGGUUGAUAGGUUGGUUGGCACCGUCUAGCAUACCGGCUAUUGACGGUAAAAGUCUGACUGGACUUUUCUUUGAUAGCAUUGGAACUGAACUUGCUCACUUCCCUACUCCUCCUGCUCUCACUUCACAGUUUUGGUUAUGGCUGAUCUGUUGGCACUUGGGACUGUUCAUCUCCCUCACUUUGGGUCAAAUUGGUUUCAAGGGAAGGACUGAGGAGUACUUCUGAUUCAUAAUAGCUUAUGGUCUGUUAUUAAUUGCUUCUCCUCUUAUGUUAUUUUCUGCCUUGUAAUCUACCAUCUAUAACUCUGGUACCUUUUCCAUUGCACUGGAAAAAAUGGGUGUAACAUCGCUUUCAUAAUGAAUCAGUAUUGUAUAUUAUUAUUA